Eurypyga helias (sunbittern) is the source of this 2604-nucleotide messenger RNA. It is a transcript of the gene CPED1, whose product is annotated as cadherin-like and PC-esterase domain containing 1. NCBI's taxonomy places the organism in Eukaryota, Metazoa, Chordata, Aves, Eurypygiformes, Eurypygidae. The record is from RefSeq and is a predicted model, not a curated record. The transcript has 19 exons. The coding region runs from base 1 to 2604 and encodes 867 amino acids.
AUGGGAGUUUACCGUCUUAUUCCUUUUAUCCCUGCAGAGCCAACGGGAGUCAAACACUGCUUUCAAUGCUCUGCUGACUGUCUUUCUCAUCCCCUUGGUACUUUUUCAGACCUGCAGCUCCCAGUUGUCACCCCAGAAUGCCCUGGCCGGCCUGGGCUGCCAAGGCCCAGCACCGCAAGCAACGUGUCCCAGGGCAGCGAGAGCACUGACAGGACACGUACAGCCCAUCUGCGGCACUGGUGGAAGCAGAGCACGAGCAUGCUGCUGAAUCAGGAAUCAGCUUCACCAGACCACAAGGACAUCCUUAAAGCUCAAGACCUUUCUGUCAUCAUCAAAGCAUAUGUGCUUGUGACAUCCUUAACACCUCUGCGGGCAUUCAUUCAUUCAACCACCACUGUCUGGCAGCCAACCAAGAAGAAGCACUUUACUGUAAAGCUGCAGACGUUUUUUGAGAUGUUCUUCAAAAGCAGUUCUCCCCAACAAGCCUUCAACAACAUGAAGGAAGCUAUAAGCAAACUUCUACUUAUAACUGAGGUCUUCAGUGAAUCAUCUGCCUCAGGACCAAGUUCUUUCAAUCAAUGCAGCCAAUGUUUUCAAAUGCUAACCUUUGACAUUGGGUUCGGCACCUCCAUAUACCCAGUAGUUCUUGAGGUGCAUGAAAACUUUGAUUUUCAAGAUGAAGAUGAAUCAAAUAUUCAGGACCAAACUUUCAAAGAGUUUCUUUUUGAAGAUACUUUUAAAUUUCUCUUAUCUAAUGAAUCCUCAACAUCCAGUUUCAUAGAAACAUUACAAAAAAUAUAUGGAGCAGCUGUGAGAAAGGAUGGAACUUACCACAGAGAAGAUGAGCAAUGUUUGUCUUUAGAAGAGAUAAAUUCAAUGAUUACUUUCAUAAAGGAGCUGAAGAGUCUUGGACAAUUUGAGCUGCUUUUCCCUUCUGCUGCACCCAAGAUUCAAACUUUACUGCGUGACCUUUAUCACACGGUAGACCCAAUGAUGCGGCUUGGUUCAGUCCUGACUCUGCAUUGGUUGCUUUCCAGUUUACUUGAACAAUUCCAGUUCAUGACUAAAGAGGCACAUACAAAUCUUUCAGAAUGGAAUUCUUCUCAAGAAACUGCAAGUCCUAAGCAGAAUGUUCCUUCUAACUUCAGGAAGAAUCAUGAGGCAUUACAUUAUUCCAGUAAGACUAAAGAAAGACAAUGCAGUUAUGAUAAAGAUACCCUAUCUCAUAUCAGGCAGAUCUUCACCAGUCCACAGCUGGACUUGAAUCCUCAGUUUAUCCCAAAGAUCAAAGAAUACUACGCAGAAGUCCCAUUUGACAUGGUCACAGUGAAGAUAGGAGCAGAACCCUCUAACUGUCAAUGCCAAGUACACCUUGAUGAGAAGAAAGGGCCAAGCAUUGCUAACUACCCCCUUGGCCUUGGAUUGAACAAAAUCAUCAUUCUUGUAACAGAUGAUUCACAGCCCAGCCCUCAGGUUGUGAGCAGCUAUAAAAUCACAAUUUAUCGAGAAGACCGUCCUAGUCUGCCUUUAUUUGCUGACUAUAUGAUGUGUGGGUUUGUGCAGGACUGUGGUUCUCGAAUUCGCCCAGAGGAGUCGUGUGGCUUGCAGCCUCUGUCUCAUGAAUACCUCUCAGCAAUUUCACAGACAAUGUUUAAGACCUGUGAAGCUGGAGACACAAAAGGGCAGUGGAUUGUCCCUUGCCUCAGCUGCUCUGACAACAGGACCUGUGACUGGAGAGAAAUAACGUGGCAGCCCCAUGGCUGCCGAUACUCUGUGCUAGCCAAGCCUGAGCUCCAGCGCUGUGUGGAGGGCAGAAGGAUUCUUUUUAUAGGUGACUCAACUAACAGAGGGAUGAUGUACUAUCUAAUAGAAAGAGUGAAUAAGACUCUUCAGGAAUGGCAGAAGACUCAUGAUGUUAAAUGUUAUAAUAAUAUCAAUGAGGGGAAAACAUUUAUCAGUUACUCCUACUACCCCCAGUUUUGGAUGAAUGCAAACCAGAGACCAACUUUUGAAAAAGCCCUAGAACAACUGCUGCAGAGAUCACGUCCCCUGGAGAACACAGACCAGACCGUAUUAAUUGUAGGUGGCGUUCAGUGGCUUAAUUCCAAUCAUCUGCAAAUUAUCCAAAAGGUGUUGAACAGGGAAAAUCUAUCAAAUAUCCUGGUAAUUAUCAAAUCCAUAGGGAUGGGCUUUCACCUCCCAGUGGAUGGAAUACAUUCUCUAUCACAGGCAGAAGUGCAAAACUUGUGGAAUGAAAACUUGAUUAUUCUGGAUAAAGCAAAAAACUUUGGCUAUGAAGUGGUUGACACCUUUGUCAUCACCAUGGGACGCUACAAAGAAUUCCUGCAAGGGAAGUGUGGCUGCCAUUUCCAUGAGGUGGUGAAAUCCAACCCCUCUGAAGAAAGUCCGCACAUAACAAUGACGUUAUCAAGGCACUACACACUGGGGAAAUAUUUCGGCAGUCAAAGCAAGCCAUCACAACUGCAGGACUAUGCAGCAAAUUCUCAGUCCCCAUAUCAUGUCCGAGGUCCAAUAAAUCAAGUUUAUUCUGAAAUCCUUCUCAGCAGGCUCUGUGCAAGUAAGAGGGAGCUUGUCAGCACAUAG